Apis florea (little honeybee) is the source of this 2455-nucleotide messenger RNA. RefSeq names its product repressed by TOR (gene REPTOR). The record is from RefSeq and is a predicted model, not a curated record. Lineage: Eukaryota; Metazoa; Arthropoda; Insecta; Hymenoptera; Apidae. Gene Ontology annotation, cellular component: nucleus. Gene Ontology annotation, biological process: regulation of transcription by RNA polymerase II; response to unfolded protein. Gene Ontology annotation, molecular function: RNA polymerase II transcription regulatory region sequence-specific DNA binding; DNA-binding transcription factor activity, RNA polymerase II-specific.
UCCUAUUUAUGUUAAUAUCAGUGAUACUGUCUCGAAAUCUUGUGGCAAAACAAUAACAAACUGUGUUUUACGAUUGGAUCGUAUGAAUUUUCGGUGCAUAACUAAAAAAAAUAGUGUAAAAGUAAAUAACAAUAUAUAUUUUUUGUUUGUAAUAUCUUUUAUCAAAGCUGGAAAAAAGUUAAAUUUACAAGACAUCAAAUUCAGUAAAUAUUUUGAGCCAAUGUUGUUGGCUAAGAAAAAUAUUUGCUGACGAAAGUCAUGGUCGUUUCAUUUGAGGGCGGUGAAUGUACUAUGUAAUCGUAUGAUUGAAGAUUGUUAUUAAUUUGCAAUAUCACAAAGUAUGAAAACGGAUGAAUCCUUAUAUUAGGAUUUUAUUAAUUACCUGAACUAUCAAUUUUGAAUCCGUAAACAUAUACGGAUUCUAAUUUAUUUUUGUUCUUUUUGGACUUAUGCAAAUUGAAUUUAACUAUCAAGUAUAUUUUAUUGUUAAAAAAUUUAGAUUUUAAAAGUUAUAUUUUAAAUUAUUAUAAAGAAUAGAAUAUUUGAAAAAAAAAGAAAUUGAUUUAUAUUAAUGGGAGAAUCUGGAUACAUUGAAUUAUUUUCGAAAAUCAAAGCUAGCCCAAUGGAUGGAAUAAUAAAGCAAGAACCAAAUCAAGAAAUGGGUCCAUCUUCAGCAUCAGUACCAAUACCAGGAGGACAUAGAAGUACCAGAGGUGUAUAUGAACAAUUUUCACCAUCUCCAUUGACAUCAAUAUGGCCCAAUAGAUCGGAUCAUAUAGAAUCACCAUUUAAAGUAGAUUCUGAUCAGUUAGAUGAUUUUUUUAAAACAGAGAAAUGGGAAGAUGAUGACAUAUUACAAGUGGAUAAAGCAGAUCUUAUUCAAGGACCUACACUUGCUGAAUUAAAUGCAAAUGAUGAUACACUUCUUGGUGAUUUAAAUUUUGAUGAUUUACUUUUGCCAGAAGAAAGAAUUCAACCAUUUAAAAUGGAUGUUAAUGUAGUUCAAUCAGUUGCCCCAUUAUUUAAUGAUAACAAUGUUGGAUUUGCUCCAAGUAGUUUUCCACAGUCUGGUUCAACAUAUCGUAAUAUUCCAACAUAUAUAAAUACACAUGGAUUCAAUUUAAAUAUAAAUAUCAAUGUUGCAGAUAAUUUAGAAACAAUUAGUCCUAAUACUUUUCCAAGUCCAGGAACCAGUAACAUUGCAGGUAGUUCAACUGCAAGUUCUUCAACAUCUCCACAUCCAAUUAAUAAACCUAAUGGACAAUCUGCUCUUCAUGAAUUAUUAAUGAGACGAUGUGAAAAUUCUUUUGACAAUACUUCCCAUGGCCAAAUGGAUGUUGGAUGCACAAAUAAUAAAUCUAAAGUUUCUAGACUAUCUAUGUCUGCACCAACCAGAACAAUGGGACUAGACCAAAUUUGGGCUCGUAGAGAGCCACGUCCACAUUUAUUAAGUACUGGAAGUCUUGGUGUUGUUGAAGCAGGUUCAACAAGUAGUAUAAGUACUGGAGGCGCGCUUAGUCCAGAUCCAUUGUAUCAUAUUGAUCAUCUCAGUCAUGAUGAAGGUUAUGAAGAUAGUGAUGAUGAUAGUGAUCAUUAUGAUGAUUAUAGCAGCGAUAACGAUACAGGUGGAAGUGAUGGUGAAGAUCAACAUAAUGGAAGUAGAGGAGGAGGUGGAAGUCUGGAUUCAAAUCGAGAUAGUAAACAUAAUAAAAAAGAACGAUAUUUUUGGCAAUAUAAUGUUCAAGCAAAAGGACCAAAAGGACAAAGAUUGGUUGCAAGAACUCGUCUUGAAGAUCCACAUAUUUUAAAUGAAGCUACAGAUCCUGUUUUUAGUCCUCAUUGUGCACUUCGUGGAAUUAAACACAGUGGAAAAGCUCGAAAAGGAGAUGGAAAUGAUCUUACUCCAAAUCCACGAAAAUUAUAUAGUAUAGGUCGCGAAUUGGAUAAAUUAUCUCGUAUUAUUAAUGAUAUGACACCAGUUUCCGAGUUACCAUUUACGGCAAGGCCCAAAACGCGCAAAGAAAAGAAUAAACUUGCUUCGAGAGCAUGUCGUUUAAAGAAGAAAGCUCAACAUGAAGCAAAUAAAAUAAAAUUACACGGCUUAGAACAAGAACACAGACGAUUAAUUCAAGGUAUAUCUCAGGCCAAACAAACACUUGCAGCAAAAUUAACAGAACCUAAUCCUGAAAAUCAAGAAGAGUUAACACGUCAAAUGGAGAAAUAUUGUAAAUUGGCUACCAAAAUACGGAUAGCAAAUCAUUCAACUGAAUUUGUUAAUAAAGUAUUGGAUAAAGUACGUGCUGGUGUUCCUGAUGGUGGCAUUGAUGACUUCUAAUACACAAUAAUUGUUUGCUAAAAAUAUUUAUAUGAGCGCAUAAAAAAUGCGAGGUGGAAACGAUGUGUAUAAAAUAUUAAUUUCAUCGUAAAUCUUGAAUUGAAUGCUACACGUGGAAAU